ACAACCGCCCGCGGAAAUCAAACUCAUUUUUAACAGGAAGAACAUGAACCACCAAAACGUAAACAUGGAAAGUAACAACAUAAAAAGUGAGAAGGAAACUGACUUAGAGCAAAACAAUGUAGAAGAAAGUGUAUGUUUUAAAAAGGUCGCACGUGUAGCUACAGACUGGAUGCUGGAUUUCAUGUUUCUAAAGCUUUGUCGCCACUUCAAAGAGCAGAAGUUCGAAGAGUUCAAUCAAACGCUCGCGGUUUUCGAAUCCAUGUCUGUAAAUUCACCAUUGAAUGGAGACCGUCGUGCCGAGAAGACGCUGAUAUCUGCUUUCCUCGCAAGAGUCAUGCAUGGAAAAGAGCUGGACUGCCGAUUUGAUGAUGGGGAUGACUGUGUGAUGCCUCUGAUGUCAGCUUCCACGAUAUGGCCAAAACUACAAGACGCUGUAGCAGAUGGAAAUGUAUUUAAAAACAUAACAAUUCUUCUUUUUGUCCAGUCUGUAGCUGUGUGCUUGGAGAAAGACCAACACAAAUCUGCCUCCUCUGCCCUCAAGUGGUUCGACAAUAACCUCGAGCUCCCAAAGAAUUUGGCAGUAAAAGUGGCAACUGUAGUAUCACAAAGGAAAACUUACCACCCAUUACUAACGACCUUCAGCUUCAACCACUUGCUGGCAUCCGUCCAGUCUUUUUUGGAUGCUUACUUGGAGGAAAAUCCCUCCGAUUACCUUCUAAAGGAAGCCACAAAGGCAGCAUCAUCGUCAAAGAACUGUGGGGAUUUGAAAGACUCGGCAGAUGAGGACACGUCUGAAACAGCCAACAUAUCAGAUAAAGAGCCGGAUAAAAAGCUCACCAAAGAAAAUCGGAAAAAGAAUUUGAGAACAAAACGGAGUCUUAUGUCAACAAAAAUAACCAAUCUCUGGCUGCCUGAUUCGCCUUAUUUGAAAAAGCCAUGCAUUUCUGUCAAAAGGCUCUCAGAGGAAGAGAUAACGCUGGUAACAUCACCAAAUAAAAUGGAGGAGACAAUGAUCAGCAGGAGAAGAGGGAAGAAGAAAUGGACGCCAGGGCUCGACCAGUGUCUCAUCGAGGGGGUGAAACGUCAUGGUGUUGGUAAGUGGGCUAGGAUUCUGUUAGACGACGACUUUGAAGGACGCACAGGGACAAUGCUGAAAGACCGCUGGAGGGUUUUAGUAAAACUUCAACUGGACAGUUAGCGAGGAGAACGGUGACCAUGACUCUGGAAUUU
Cynoglossus semilaevis (tongue sole) is the source of this 1230-nucleotide messenger RNA. RefSeq names its product telomeric repeat binding factor (NIMA-interacting) 1 (gene terf1). The record is from RefSeq and is a predicted model, not a curated record. NCBI's taxonomy places the organism in Eukaryota, Metazoa, Chordata, Actinopteri, Pleuronectiformes, Cynoglossidae. Gene Ontology annotation, cellular component: chromosome, telomeric region; nucleus; nuclear telomere cap complex. Gene Ontology annotation, biological process: telomere maintenance via telomerase; negative regulation of telomeric D-loop disassembly; negative regulation of DNA replication. The transcript is spliced from 10 exons. Bases 44 to 1198 code for a protein of 384 amino acids. Gene Ontology annotation, molecular function: DNA binding, bending; G-rich strand telomeric DNA binding; protein homodimerization activity.